AGUUUUUUCUUUGCUAGAAGAAGAUUGCAAAGCUGCCGGGCGGUUAUCCCUCUGUCGGAGGGAGCCGACAAUGAUAUUUUGCAAUUGCUGUAGGAAGACUGUCCUGGAAAUCCCCACGUUCUGGUGCAAACGCCUCCACGUAGGAGUUUGAAACGGUCUGAAAGGAUGGAGCCAAAUUGGACAGUUCUGCAGGAAGAAGCAGGGGGAAAGGUGCGGGAGUGAGAUGUGUGGGGUGUGCUGGGCCUGGGAAGCUGAACAACUUUAAUCUGCAGACCUGCCAAUACACAUGCUUCCAAUUUCAAGUUAGAAGGCAAGGAAUUCUUUUAAAUAAUGCGAUUUAGUGAGUCAGAUAAGUAGGAUUGGGAUAUGUAGUUUAUGUGGGAAAAAAAUAGGGUAUUUCAAUGUGACUGGGGUUUUUUUUUGCUUGUUUUUGUAAAAGAAUAUUCCAGUGACAAUGUUUUUGUUUCUUGUAGGACAAGUCAUUCUGCUGACUUCUCCCAGCUCAGCUGUUUAAAACACAGUCUGCACACGCAGGAGUAAGCUGAAGGUACAGCUGAAGAUCUGUAGACUUAGAGAAGGUUCGAAACCAUGGAAAGCCUGUGUGCAGCAAAUACCACUUUUGCCCUGGACCUCUUAAGAAAGCUGUGUGAGAAGAAAAGUGGUCAGAAUCUAUUCUUUUCCCCUUUUAGUAUUUCUUCUGCUUUGUCUAUGAUUUUGCUGGGUUCAAAAGGUAACACGGAAGCUCAAAUAACAAAGGUGCUUUCUCUGACCAAAGCUGAGGAUGCUCACAAUGGGUAUCAAUCCCUUCUCUCUGAAAUUAACGAUCCAAACACCAAAUACAUCCUGAGAACUGCAAACCGGCUUUAUGGGGAAAAGACGUUUGAGUUUCUCUCAUCCUUUCUAGAGUCGAGUCAGAAAUCCUACCACGCUGGACUGGAAGCGACUGACUUCAUGAAUGCUUGGGAGGAUUCCAGAAAACAAAUCAAUGGCUGGGUAGAGGAAAGGACUGAAGGUAAAAUUCAGAACCUGUUGGCGGAGGGGCUUCUUAAUUCCCUGACCAGACUUGUGUUGGUGAAUGCCAUCUAUUUCAAAGGCAAGUGGGAAAAGCAGUUCAACAAAGGGAGAACCGCAGAAAGGCCAUUUCAGAUUAACAAGAAUGGGACCAAGCCUGUGCAGAUGAUGUUCAAGACAGAUAGAUUUAACAUGACCUAUAUUGGAGACUUCCAGACCAAAAUCCUUGAGCUGCCCUAUGUUGGUAAUGAACUGAGCAUGAUCAUCCUGCUCCCUGAUGCAAUCCAGGAUGGAUCCACGGGCUUGGAAAGACUGGAAAGAGAACUUACAUAUGAAAAGCUGAUAGCUUGGAUCAGUCCUGAAAUGAUGAAGUCUACAAAGGUGAUGGUGUCUUUACCCAGAUUUAAACUGGAAGAAGGUUAUAAUCUGAAACCCAUUCUGAGCUGCAUGGGAAUGCCUGAUGCAUUUGACUCGGGGAAGGCAGACUUCUCAGGAAUGUCAUCUGGCAAUGAGCUGGUGCUCUCUGAAGUGGUUCACAAGUCCUUUGUGGAAGUCAACGAAGAAGGCACUGAAGCAGCUGCUGCCACGGCUGGAAUGGCCUUCGGUUGCUCUGCAAUGAUCGUUCCAGAUUUCACUGCUGAUCAUCCCUUCCUCUUCUUCAUCCGGCACAACAAAUCUUCCAGCAUUUUGUUCUGUGGCAGGUUUUGCUCUCCCUGAAGAGGAGUUGUCUUGGUAGGAUAGGGGCCAUUACACAAUAAAGAUUUCUCUAGAAUAGGGUGA
This is a messenger RNA of Corapipo altera (White-ruffed manakin), 1791 nucleotides long. RefSeq names its product serpin B6-like. Gene Ontology annotation, molecular function: serine-type endopeptidase inhibitor activity. NCBI's taxonomy places the organism in Eukaryota, Metazoa, Chordata, Aves, Passeriformes, Pipridae. Gene Ontology annotation, cellular component: cytoplasm. The coding region runs from base 589 to 1728 and encodes 379 amino acids. Gene Ontology annotation, biological process: negative regulation of endopeptidase activity. The transcript is spliced from 7 exons. The record is from RefSeq and is a predicted model, not a curated record.